Molecule: messenger RNA, 1587 nt
Organism: Andrographis paniculata
Lineage: Eukaryota; Viridiplantae; Streptophyta; Magnoliopsida; Lamiales; Acanthaceae
Exons: 4
Coding region: 36-1415 (459 amino acids)
Source: RefSeq, a predicted model, not a curated record
CCUCACAGACGAAAUUGCGCAGAGAGGUGAAGCCGAUGCCGACGAAGAUCGACGCAACGAAGUCGAAAAUGCGAUCAAAAUCUUCAAGGAAGCCGCUCCGAGAUGUUUCUAAUGCUAAGGUUUCCGUCAAGCCUCCGAAUAAUUCCAAGAAAAACAUUCCGGAAGAAGACGGGGGCAAAACAGGCGGCAAUUCGCUAGAUUGCCUCCUCCUUGUACACUCGGACAUAUCUUCUCUUCUGAGGCAGAUUGAUGAGCUAGUCGUGCAAGCACUCCAGCUGACAGGUGACAAGGGGAGGAAGGAAAUAAAAAAGUUUGCAGAUUUGUUGUCUGAUAUGCGAACUUCAUUGAAGCCAUGGAUUCCCAAAUUUCAAAAUGUCAUUACCAGCGGCUCUGAUGAGAAUACGUCCAAACAGUCAGCUGACAAAACUGCUACUCGAAAACCAAAAGAAAGCACAGAGGCUAUCAUUGAAAGCCCUGAAGAGAGCCAGAGGGAGUCACUCAUUUCUCCAUCACCGCUGGUUUCCUGGCGCGCAGAAUGGAAAACCGAAGGCGGCCGGCAGUUGUUUCUACUCACACCAUUGCCUCAGACAAUGACAAAGACGAAGAAGUUUUCCUCCAAACUUCAGGCAUCAUCUAUUCCUGGAAUGGAAGAAGCCGUCCAUCCGGUGUCCCUUUUCGAUUCAGUGGGAAACAUGGGAACUGAUCUUCCCGAGAGUGCAUUGGCAAAGACAUCCGCCAAUAAAGCUGUUGAAACUCUUGAAGACAUUUCCACUUCUCCACCGACCUCUUCAAAAAUGGAUUGCUCUAUGAUCGUCAUGACCCCAUGCUUGAAAAUGUCGCCUCCAAAGUCAUGCAUAUUGCUCGAGCCGGCAUCCAUGUUCUCUAAGAAGCAUCCAGGAGAUCAGAAAUCCACACCUUAUCCUCUACCCAAGUACUCUAAGAAGCAUUCAGAAGAUCACAAAUCCACACCUUAUCCUGCUGCUGUCCGAAACUCAGAUUCCUUCGACUCUGAAUCCUCAUCAGGUGGCAAUCAAUCUUCGGAUGAUCUGAAAGUAAAGUACCCCGAGCUGUUCGGGAUAAACACAAACACUAUGGGAAGCAAAAAAGUGGCAGAAAAUUCGCCAAACUGGAUUGUCUCUCCUCCAAAAACCUGUGUCAUAAUGGAGCCUCCUGACGAGAAAUCCUCGAAGAAUCAACCUGCAUUUGAUUUAGUCGAAAGCACGCCUAUGAUAAAGGAGGUGGCGAGCAACUUCCGAGUGGGAAAACAUCCGGGAGAGAACACUUUGAAGAGGGAGCUGUGGACAAAGUUUGAGGCUGCAUCUAGUAACACCAUUGUUCGUUUUGAAUCUUCGAUCCUUCAUGCUACGACAAGGAAAGGCUUUCUCGAGCAAUUGGAAGAGGCUUCCGAUGCCUGAUUCGGGUACGUCGAUAAAUUUUGUGUACUUGUAGAAGAAGGGAAGGGUGGGGAGGGGGUUGUUGAAUUUUGUAGAGGUACCUAAUGGGAGCAACUUCCAUGAAUGUGUUGUGUUGUAUUGCUGAACUUAGCAGAAAUAAGAAACUAAAACUAAAUUUUAUGUAUGAUAUCUU